AUGGAGGGGCGGCCGCACGACGAGAUCCCGUACGACUAUUCCGAGGGGCAAUACGCGGCGUGCACGGACGCGGAGGACGACCCGACCAGCGACGGCGCGUUUGAGGACGGCGACGAGGACGAGGCGCUGCCGUAUGAGUGGUUCCUGUGGGGCACGCCGCUGCACACCGCCAACCGGACCGCAAGCACGCUUGCAGACGCUGGUCCGGACACCCGCCCGUCCGCCUCGCCGGACGACGCCAGCGCAGGCGCGGCCCGCCGCAAAGGAAGGAGCCCGAACUUCAUCGGCCUCGACUGCGCGGGGAACGCGCUCCCGUCGGAGGCGCUGGCCGCAUUCGACGCGCUGAGCGAUGCUACCGACGCCCUCCGCGACGCGACGGUGCUUGCGCGCGGCGGCCGUGUCGGCAGCGCCGCCCUCGCUCUCCGGCGGCUCGAGAGGGCGUUGGGCAUCGAGGCCGUCGGCGUCGAGGCGGCCGGGGUCGAGGCGGCCGGGGGCGGCCAGGUCGCGGCCGGGGGCGAGGACGACGACGGAGGCGCUGUGCCGUAUGGGCGGCCGCUCCCGUCGGGCGAUCAGCUGGUCGCUCGCUUUGGCUGCGUCGGUAUCACGACGGAGUACACCGCGCUGCUCCGCCGCUGGCUGGCGGAGCACCCGUCUGCUGCGGACCGGGCGGCGGCGGAGGAGGCUGCAGCGGGCGGGGCGGCGGCGGGCGGAGGGGCGGGCGGAGGGGCGGGCGGUGGGGCGACCGACUGGCGGCGCGUCCCGCCAGGAGUGAGGGGCGGCGCGAUCCCGAAGCUGAUCGUGCAGACGUACAAGUCUCGCGACACAGUGCCGGACAAGAUGAGGCAGUACGCGCGGAAGGUGCAGGAGCUGCACCCAGGCUGGACGUACCUUUUCUUCGACGACGCAGACAUCGCCGCCUUCAUCGCCGAGCGCGAGCCGGCGUGGGUGGCUCAGUACGAGGCGCUGCGCCAUGCGCCCAUCCAGCGGGUCGACCUCUUCCGCUACCUCGCCGUGUCGCACUGGGGAGGCUUCUACCUCGACCUCGACGUGCUCCUCUCGCAGCCGCUCGACGAGCAUGUCUCUCUCUCCGAGCUGGACCCGUCCGCCCGCGCCGUCUUCCCCUUUGAGCGGAUGAUCGAGCCCUCCGUCCACCCCUCGCUAGUCGGGGAGGUCGGCACGCGCACGCUGGUCGGGCAGUACGCCUUCGGAGCGACGCCGCGCCACCCCUUCCUCGCCGCGAUCCUGCGGUACGUGCGGCGCGCUAGCCUCGAGCCUCGGUGGGCGCUCGUGCCGCCGCCCGCCGCCGGCGACGAGGAUGACGACAAGACGGUGCUCUACACGACCGGGCCGGCCCUCGUCAGCCGCGCCUUCUUCGAGGGCGGUCAGCGAGCGCCCCGUGGCCAGGUGCGGCUGCUCUACGCCUCGGCCGCCGGCCCCGACGCGCCGAGCGGCUGGGGCAGCUUCGGACCAGGCAACUGGCACCACCACCACGGCACGUGGAAGGGUGGGGCACUCGACGGCGCGCGGCUCAUCGAGCGCGCCGAGCGGCACACUGCGGCGGGCCGGCACGAGCAGGCGGCGAACCUCUUCCUGCGCGCGCUGCUGCACGGCGCCUCGGGCUGGUCGAGCGAGCUCGUUCUCGACGUCGACCAACGGCGCCAGCGCUGCUACCACCAGCUGGGCAGGCUCGCCGAGGCCCACCUCGCCAUCGCGCUCGAGUACGUCAAGCAGGGCGAGGCGGUGUCGGCGGAGAUGUACCUGGAGCGCGCGGCGGGGCAGGCGCGGCAGGACGGGCAGCCGGACGUGCAGGCAGAGGUGCACUUUGCGCGCUGGCGCUUGAUCGGCGCGGCGCAGCGUGAGCGGGCGGACGAGGAGCUGCGGCGCGCGAUGGAGAUGCAGCCGGCGAGCUCGCGGUACCAGAUCGAGUUCGCGCUCAGCCAACUCACCAAGGAGGCGGUGCACGCGGCGCAGGUGCUGCCGCAGCUCGCGCGCGGCCUCGAGCUCGAGCUGAGGGAGGGGGGCGGACAGGCGGCUCCUGCCGGCGCCGUGGCGGCACCGCGCACGAGGGCGAGCCUGCUCUUCCUGUGGAACGUCGCGGCGGUCCUGCAGUCCACCAUCCUCACGACGCCCGGCCUGAGGGAGCAGAUGAGCGCCAUGCUGCAGCCGCUGAACAGCGUCGCGAGCACGCCGUGUGAUUUGGAGCCGGAGGGGGCGGAGCUCACAGCGUCCGAGGUGGGCCAGGAGGCACCGGGCGUCGCGCGCGCGUCGCGGCCGACGAGCGUGCUCAUCAGCGACCGUUUGCGGGUGAACAAGUAUGGAGUGGCCGUCCCCGUGUGAGAGCUGGCUUGGAGAGCUGCAGCUGGGUCGUAGGUCGGAGAGGGACAUGCGAGUCCGCGUGGUACGGUUGACGCGAGACUGAGUCGUACGCACAGUAUCGAGUAUGCGAGCAUGAGUACAAGUGUGUCUGGGCUCUGGGGUCGAAGCGGGUAUACUACUGCGUACAUCGUGAAGGGACGUGUUGUUACGCUCACAGCUUCGACUUCAUC
Molecule: messenger RNA, 2546 nt
Organism: Emiliania huxleyi CCMP1516
Lineage: Eukaryota; Haptophyta; Isochrysidales; Noelaerhabdaceae
Exons: 8
Coding region: 1-2337 (778 amino acids)
Biological process (GO): mannosyl-inositol phosphorylceramide biosynthetic process
Molecular function (GO): mannosyltransferase activity
Source: RefSeq, a predicted model, not a curated record